CUAGCAGUUGAGGUGUGAAAACCAAGGGAGGAGAAACUGGUUUUGUAACUGGCAAGCCAUUCACAGUCUUUGUUUAAUCCUGAGCUGAUGGUGUCAAAUUUGCAGAUGAACUGAAGCUCAGCAGUUUCUCUUUGAAGUCUGGUCCUGAAGUUUUUUUGCUGCAGGAUGGCCAUCUUAAGGUCUGCUAUAGUGUGGCCAGGGAGGUUGAAGUGUUCUCCUACAGGUUUUUGUAUAUUGCCAUUCCUAAUAUCUGAUUUGUGUCCGUUUAUCCUUUUCCGUAGCGACUGUCCAGUUUGGCCGAUGUACAUAGCAGAGGGGCAUUGCUGGCAUAUGAUGGCGUAUAUUACAUUGGUGGACGUGCAGCUAUGGUGUCCACUCUCAUUCCAUGUUCACAUCUGUACAUCAACCAUCAAUCAAUGCUGCUCAGGGACCUGCUCUUACUAUGUUGGCAUAAUGAGGCACCUGCAUCAGUGGGAGAUAAAUUUAAGUCUAGACAUGUGCACAAAAAGAAAUUUCAGUGCAGUGGAUGGGAUCCUUGUCAUUGUGCCCUGGGGAAUUAGCAGAAGAAACUGACCCAUAAGACUACAGAGCUUGCUCUUCUGUAUCCAGGCUGGAAUUAACUCAAUGAUUGUUCUAAGAAGGGGACAAUGAAUAAUACUGCUGAGUGCAUGGACGAUUACAAUCUGGAUAAGAACUUGUUUCCAUUUGUUUACAUCACUGUGAUUGUGGUCAGUAUUCCUGUCAAUUGUACAUUCCUCUGUGUAUCUUGUAUACAAGUGAAGAAAAAAAAUGAGUUAGCAAUAUAUCUCUUCAGUUUAUCCCUAGCUGACCUCCUAUACUCUCUGACCUUGCCUCUGUGGAUUGAUUACACUUGGCAUGGAGAUACCUGGCGAUUCUCUGCUUUGCUUUGCCAGAUUUCUGCCUUCCUUAUGUACAUGAAUUUUUACACCAGUGCUGCCUUCCUUACUUGCAUCUCUGUGGAUAGAUACCUGGCAUUAGUUCACCCUCUCAAGUUCCAACACCUGCGCACAAGAAGAUUUGCCUUACUCGUUAGCAUCUUUGUUUGGAUUUUGGAAACCAGCCUGAACAGUACGAUUCUGGUGAAGGAUGAAACAUUCAGUGAGGUUUGCAAUUCCACUCGCCAUGUCUUAUGUUAUGAUAAAUACCCUAUGGAAAAAUGGCAAGCCAUACUAAACAUCAUCCGGAUAUGCUCAGGAUACAUGAUCCCUUUGGCCAUCAUGAUGUUUUGCUACCAAAAAAUCUACCAAGCUGUGAGGCGUAAUCAAGCCACAGAAGAUAGAGAAAAAAAGAAAAUCAAGAAGCUGCUAUUGAGCAUCACCAUUACUUUCUUCCUUUGCUUCACUCCCUAUCAUGCUGUGUUGCUGAUUCGCAGCAUCAAUGAGCCAGACAAUGUCAACUUUGUCCAUAUGUUUAAGCCUUACAGAAUUACACAAGCCUUAACAAGUUUCAACUGUAUUGCUGACCCAAUUCUGUACUGCUUUGUGAGUGAAACUGGGAGAACAGAUAUCCUGAACAUGCUCAAACGCUGCUUUUGUGUGCGACAAUCUGAGUUACAGCAGCCAACAGAUGCUACUAUGACUAGUAUUAUUAAAAAGAGUGCUACAGCAGUGACACUGAAGUCAUCUACAGACCUUUAAGUGCAAAUGAACUUUUGUCCAAAAUGCCCAAUACAGUGAACUGCCAAAGAACUAUAUAAUUGAUGAGACAGGCCAAAUUCUUUCCUAAUUUACACCCAAGAAACAUCACUGAAGCUGUAUAGUAUUCAAAAUAAUGUGAAAUCAGUGGAGUUGCCUGGGUGUAACUGAGGGGAAAAUUCAGCCAUUAUAUUAUUUGCUUUACAUGUACCAUGCAAGGGCAAGUAUGUGGUCUAGUGAUCAAAAAGAGGUUAAUGUGAGUCAGGACUCAUGGGUUCUAUUACUGGAGGAUCUAAUAGGGAUUCAUUAUGCGACCAGGGCAAGUCACUGAAGUUGCACCAAUAUACAACUGGAGUGGAGAGGCAGGAUUAGUGUCAUUGUUCUAACCCAGGGAUCGGCAACCUUUGGCCCACGGCCCGUCAGGGAAAUCCACUGGCGGGUUGGGCCGGUUUGUUUACCUGCCGUGUCCACAGGUUCGGCCAAUCGCAGCUCCCACUGGCCGCAGUUCACCACUCCAUGCCAAUGGGGGCAGCGGGAAGCGAUGGCCAGCACAUCCCUUGG
Molecule: messenger RNA, 2216 nt
Organism: Gopherus flavomarginatus (Mexican gopher tortoise)
Lineage: Eukaryota; Metazoa; Chordata; Testudines; Testudinidae
Gene: GPR65
Product: G protein-coupled receptor 65
Exons: 2
Coding region: 648-1658 (336 amino acids)
Biological process (GO): G protein-coupled receptor signaling pathway
Cellular component (GO): membrane
Molecular function (GO): G protein-coupled receptor activity
Source: RefSeq, a predicted model, not a curated record